Messenger RNA from Nakaseomyces glabratus, 2025 nucleotides. It is a transcript of the gene WHI4, whose product is annotated as Whi4p. Gene Ontology annotation, molecular function: RNA binding. NCBI's taxonomy places the organism in Eukaryota, Fungi, Ascomycota, Saccharomycetes, Saccharomycetales, Saccharomycetaceae. The record is from RefSeq and is a predicted model, not a curated record.
AUGAAAAUGACAGAGUCUGAAUACAUGUUUGGUGGUAACUUCGAUAGCCACCAUUCCGGUGUGACCAUGGAGACAAUGAUACACCCUGUUUCUCCGACUAGUAACGUGAAAGCAUUGCAUGGCUCUUUCCUGAAUAAUCACAUCCACGAUAAUGCGCCAUUGAAAGAGAUUGAGAAUAUGCUAACCAUGGGUGUCAAUAAAGCUGAUUAUAUACCGAAUUCAAUGACCUCAACAGUUCAUACAAAUAUGCCGCAUUUACACACGUUGUUUGACAAUAGCCUGCGCAACCACGGCGUGUUUGACGCGGAAAAGAACUUCUCUUUGCUGAUGACGGGGCUACCCGUUACGUUACGUGAAGCACACUGCAUUUUCGCAUUUGCUCAAGGAGUUGACUCCAUCGAAGUCGUGCCCUCAAGUGAUGUUACCCUUGCGCUCAAGGCUAUGGAAGAGUACAGGAGUCUGCCUGAAAUUUGCAAAGUUAGCGUCGAGGUUAAAUUCCAAAAUCCUAGCUAUCUGAGCCAAUGUGCUUUCGAGCUGAUUAUCAAACUUGAAAGUAUAAAGGAACAGUUCGGUGGUACCAAGUUGUACCUGGGUGUUUAUGAACACCAAACUGAUAACUAUCUAUCGAUGAGCAAUCUAUUGGCUGGUACCAAUACAGAUGGCUCACUCCACGAUGAAAACAUCGGAAAGAAUAUGCAUUUCUCUUCUUCAGAUAGCCACAUUGACUCUAUGGUUCAAUCAUCACCCAUACAAUCUCUUGGGAAGUUGUCGAGACCUAAUCUGUUCCCAAGAAGAUCGAGGUUUUCCUUUGGUGACCCCUUCAACAGUGAAACUGUUCCCGAUACCUCGAUCAAUAUGGGUCUUGGAGGCGACACGUCACUGAACUCAUUACAUCAAAUGGAUGGAAUUAAUAGCAGGAAAUCCACUUCUAGAGAUACAGGAAAGGCUUUACUUCUAAUGGAGAAUGAUGAGAUCAAUGAAAAUAUUUGGGGAACUGAUACUCUACCUACAACAGUAGACGAUUUGCCAUUGACAUCCGGUGCUAACACCACCGAUACUGGUGUUUGGAAAGAUGAGGGAAACAAAGGUGUUAAUCACAACUUAUAUCUCUUGCCUGAAUCGAAAACGAGUAACAAAUACUCCACCAGAAAACCAGAUUUUGCCGAUGAAAAUACACACGUAUUUCAAAAUGGAUCUGCUUUACUCCCUGAAAUUCAUGGUGCUCAAAACGACCAACUAAAUGGAGGUGCUUCUAAUGCCAAUGGUUCAUUCGAUCACCAGACUUUCAGUAACAUUUCACAUCAGCCCUCCAAUAAUUACGUGAAUAAUCUUGGUCCUUCCGAUAUGGGUUCCAUAACCAGAGUGGAAAUGACUAAUAAUCGCAAUCAGGAUCCUUACAUCGGAACAAUGGCGUAUAGAGCUGACAAUUUCCAGGAUAACCUUGUUCAUAAUGAUAGCACGAUAUUUCAAAGCAACACUGAUCUGACCAAAAAUGUGAUGGUUGACAACAAAAUGGCAACUAAUGGGAACAAGCCAGGCUUGUCACCAUCCCAAUCCUUUUCAUCUGCGAAUGGCAUGGGGUAUAGCGAAAAAGGUAUGAGCCAAGCCGAUUUAUCACUUUUGGCAAAAGUGCCACCUCCAGCUAAUCCAGCGGAUCAAAACCCACCAUGUAAUACACUAUAUGUUGGAAAUUUACCUCCUGACACUUCAGAACAAGAGUUAAGACAAUUGUUUUCACCACAGCCCGGUUUUAGGAGGCUCUCAUUCAAAAAUAAGAACAACAAUGGUCACACACAUGGACAUGGUCCGAUGUGUUUUGUUGAAUUCGAGGAUGUGAGCUUUGCAACAAGGGCUUUGGCUGAGUUAUACGGAAGACAACUACCGCGGACUGGUGCAAACUCGAAAGGUGGUAUAAGAUUAAGUUUUUCUAAAAAUCCACUUGGUGUUAGGGGACCUAAUAAUCGCAAGAUGACUAGUAUUGGAAAGGCACCUAAUUCAUAUAAAGCUAACUACAUGAAAAAUUAA